Molecule: messenger RNA, 756 nt
Organism: Daldinia vernicosa
Lineage: Eukaryota; Fungi; Ascomycota; Sordariomycetes; Xylariales; Hypoxylaceae
Product: membrane-associated, eicosanoid/glutathione metabolism protein
Exons: 2
Coding region: 182-637 (151 amino acids)
Cellular component (GO): membrane
Source: RefSeq, a predicted model, not a curated record
GUUGGCGCUAAAAGACAAGCGAGACUCGGGCAAGUCUUUGACAAGUCUAUAUAACGGCUUCAUCUGCUUGAUAAUUUAUUGACUUUUACACCAAAGCAUUUCUCUUUCUUUCUCCUUAUAACUAUCUCUAAGCUGCAACUCAUAUACAUAUACGUUGUGUUGUGAAUCGAUAUAGAUCAAUAUGUCGUCUACAACUGGGAUCACGACCCCGGCACUCGCGCCCCUCUUGCCCGUGACUGGCGCUUUUGCUAUGCCCUUCUCGGCAUACUUUGUUUUUCUAAGCUGCCGGGUUGUAUACCACCGUCUCAAGGACCGGUUUUAUGUCGGCGACAAUUCAUCUAAAAAUGGCGACCCAAAUAACAAGUUGUACCUGGCUAGCCGCUGCCAUCAAAACUUUAUCGAAAAUGUACCGAUGGCUCUCAUCAUUGCAGCCUUCGCUGAACUAAACGGCGGAAACCAGAAGACUCUCAGCAAUGCCCUCACCGCCCUCUUGACUUUCCGAGUUCUACACGUGGAGCUGGGUCUUAUUAAUGGAUUAGGUUUGGGUCGGCCAAUUGGCUACUGGGGCACUAUGGCUACGACUUUGUGGUUGGGUGGAUAUGCUGCGUAUCUUGUGAAGGGGUACUGGGGAUUCUAAAGAGUUGAGAAACAUUACUAGUAUUACUGGUAGUUAUAUGUAUAUUUGAUGCUUAGUUUUAUUGUAUGCGUCUGUAUAAGUAGAACUAAGUUAAUAUUCAUAAACACUUUCAGUUUAGA